CAGGGUAAAGGUUGCGCCUGCGCAGUGACCGCUGGUGGCGCGUGGAGGCUACUCCAAGAAGUGCACGAGUUGCGUUCGAGUCGGGGUCCGGGUGUCUCCAGCGGCGCGCAGCACUUAGGGUCAUGUCGUGGCUUUUCGGCAUCAACAAGGGCCCCAAGGGCGAAGGCACGGGGCCGCUGCUGCCCUUGCCGCCCGCUCAGUCCGGGGCAGAGGGUGGCGGAGACCGCGGCUUGGGAGACCGGCCGGCGCCCAAGGACAAAUGGAGCAACUUCGACCCGACUGGACUGGAGCGCGCGGCUAAGGCGGCGCGCGAGCUGGAGCACUCGCGCCAUGCCAAGGAGGCGCUGAGUCUUGCGCAGAUGCAGGAGCAGACACUGCAGCUAGAGCAGCAGUCUAAGCUCAAAGAGUAUGAGGCUGCUGUGGAGCAGCUGAAGAAUGAGCAGAUCCGCGUACAGGCUGAGGAGAGGAGGAAGACCCUGAGUGAGGAGACCCGGCAGCACCAGGCUAGGGCCCAGUACCAGGACAAGCUGGCCCGGCAGCGAUAUGAGGACCAGCUCAAGCAGCAGCAACUUCUCAAUGAGGACAAUUUACGAAAGCAAGAGGAGUCUGUGCAGAAGCAGGAGGCUAUGCGGCGAGCCACUGUGGAACAUGAGAUGGAGCUUCGGCACAAGAAUGAGAUGCUGCGUGUGGAGGCUGAGGCUAGAGCACGGGCCAAGGCUGAGCGGGAGAAUGCAGACAUUAUCCGAGAGCAGAUCCGUCUGAAGGCAGCUGAGCAGCGGCAGACCAUUCUGGAAUCUAUCAGGACAGCUGGAACCCUGUUUGGAGAAGGAUUUCGUGCCUUUGUGACAGACUGGGACAGAGUGAUGGCCACGGUGGCUGGGCUGACGUUGCUAGCUGUUGGGGUCUAUUCUGCCAAGAAUGCCACGGCAGUCACCGGCCGGUACCUUGAGGCCCGGCUGGGGAAGCCAUCGCUGGUCAGGGAGACGUCUCGCAUCACAGUGCUGGAGGCGCUAAGGCACCCCAUCCAGGUCAGCCAACGGCUCCUUAGCAGGCCCCAAGAUGCACUGGAAGGUGUCGUCCUCAGCCCCAGCCUGGAGGCGCGAGUGCGCGACAUUGCGAUAGCGACAAGAAACACCAAGAAGAACAAGAGCCUGUACAGGAACGUCUUGAUGUAUGGGCCCCCUGGGACUGGCAAAACGUUGUUCGCCAAGAAACUCGCUCUACAUUCGGGCAUGGACUACGCCAUCAUGACGGGUGGGGAUGUGGCCCCCAUGGGGCGGGAUGGUGUGACUGCCAUGCACAAGGUCUUUGACUGGGCCAGCACCAGCCGGCGAGGCCUCCUGCUCUUCGUGGAUGAAGCAGAUGCCUUCCUUAGGAGGCGAGCAACGGAAAAGAUAAGUGAGGACCUCAGAGCAACCUUGAAUGCAUUUCUGCACAGGACCGGCCAGCACAGCAACAAGUUCAUGCUGGUCCUGGCCAGCAAUCAGCCUGAGCAGUUCGACUGGGCCGUCAAUGACCGCAUCGAUGAGAUGGUUGGCUUCAGCCUGCCGGGGCGGGCCGAGCGGGAGCGGCUGGUGAGAAUGUAUUUUGACAAGUAUGUUCUUAAGCCGGCCACAGAAGGACAGCAAGAUAACCCCACUCCGGAGCCCACCACCCUCCUGUUUUCACCUGAGAGUGGCCUGUCCCUGUCUGCAGCUGGGGUUUGGAUCAACAGCCUGUCACACACAGACUUGCUCUGUUAUCUGACGUCCCUUAACUAUCCACACCCAGGCCUGGACAUGGGGCAGUGAUGGCCUACAGUGGCUGCUCUUGUGUCAGGUUUGGGUGCUGCCCUGAGGGCCACUGGAGCUGUUUGGUGUGGGAUACGGCUCUUGCCAAACACACCUUGAGUCCUCAGACUCCCAGAACUGAUGUGAGGUGGUAGUGGGGGAAGAAGGAGCCCCGCCCCUUCAAGCCCAGAUGGGCAAGACAGGCUGCUCUAUUUUUAACCCUCUCCAGGGGACCCGGUCCCACCGUACUGUGAGUCCUGUGUGCCUGAGCCAAAUCUCACAUGACCAGCCAUGACAAAAGCCAUUGCCUUUAGGAUGUGGCUCACCUCCCUGCCCCUGCUGCUGCUUGUGCUCCCUGUGACCCCUGUGCUCGGGGCCUCCUUUCUUCUUGCCCGACUCCUGGUGGCCCCAGCUGCCAUGGUCCCAAUAUCUAGUUGCAGUCUGGCCACAGCCCUGGCACCUUGACCUGGUUCCUGUGACCUGUUCAUGAGGUGCCUCCUUGGCCUUUAUUCAGACUUCAUUGCGGGAAGCCAGGGCUGUGCCUCACAAUGGGGACAGGUGUUCUCUGCUAGGUCAGAGGUGCCAUGGGCUGGGGGUGGAGCCAGGGGCUGUGCUGUUGGGGCAGGGACUGGGGGGGGGUGGCUGGCCCUGGCUCCUGCUGAGCUCCCAUUGACUAGCCGCCCGUCCUCAGGGGUGGUGGUGGGGUACCCAGUGUGCCAGGAAGGAGGGGCAGGGCAUCGGGCAGGAUAUGGCCGUCCAGGUGAAGUGCCCCCCAACCCCUCGCAGGAGGGCGUCUGGUGCCUGUCUUCCUGCCCCUGCACCACGCGGGUGCCCUCGCAGCCUCUGCCCUCAGCCCAGGCCCCACUGGGAACUCCUCCUGCAGGCGCUUGAAGUUGGCCCAAUUUGACUACGGGAGGAAAUGCUCCG
Messenger RNA from Nycticebus coucang (slow loris), 2696 nucleotides. Its product is annotated as ATPase family AAA domain-containing protein 3. The coding region runs from base 123 to 1790 and encodes 555 amino acids. Gene Ontology annotation, molecular function: zinc ion binding; ATP hydrolysis activity; ATP binding. Gene Ontology annotation, cellular component: mitochondrion. The record is from RefSeq and is a predicted model, not a curated record. Gene Ontology annotation, biological process: mitochondrion organization. NCBI's taxonomy places the organism in Eukaryota, Metazoa, Chordata, Mammalia, Primates, Lorisidae. The transcript is spliced from 15 exons.